This is a messenger RNA of Rhagoletis zephyria (snowberry fruit fly), 1554 nucleotides long. NCBI's taxonomy places the organism in Eukaryota, Metazoa, Arthropoda, Insecta, Diptera, Tephritidae. The record is from RefSeq and is a predicted model, not a curated record.
AUGUCUUGUGCCAAUUUGUUGUCCGCUUUCGGUUCACCUCGCUCUCGCGCCAUUCGAUCAUCGCUCCUUUCUGUGCCCAAGUAUGGCCACCGAAAAGGAUGGAUUCCACGAUGCGAAGCUGAUUACGCCGGCGGUGGUGCCUACCCUGAAAUCGACGUUGUGCAGUAUCCACUUGAUAUGGGCCGUAAGCCAGAGAAUAAGGGCAAUGCGCUGCCAGUCCAGUACGAUGUGGACGGAAAUAUUAAGUACGACAUGAUCUUGAGGCAGUCCUCGAACAAAAACAAGGUCAUCUACAGUAAACUGCAAGAUCUAUUGCCUUCGGAAGUGUUAAAUCCCGAACAGAUGGUCAGACCAGGAGACGAGGAGAUUCAAAAGUCAACUGAAGCCACGAAAGCUGCUCUGGAGAAGUUGACAAGCUCCAAAAUAUCUGCCGCCUUACCAGUACGAGCUGCUGAGAAGCAAGGGGAAGCACAGUACGUUCGAUAUACGCCAUCUCAGCAGGGAGGAGGCCACAACUCUGGAUCUGAUCAGCGAAUCAUUCGAAUCGUUGAAGUUCAGCAUGAUCCCCUUGAGCCGCCACGUUUCAAAAUCAACAAAAAGAUUCCACAGGCACCCCCGUCGCCUCCUCCGCCAGUCAUGCACAGCCCUACCCGAAAGUUGACCGUCAAAGAGCAGCAAGAGUGGCGAAUUCCGCCCUGUAUAUCCAACUGGAAGAACGCCAAGGGAUACACCAUUCCAUUGGACAAACGCCUGGCCGCAGACGGACGAGGACUGCAGCAAACGCACAUCAAUGAAAAGUUUGCCAAACUGGCCGAGGCGUUGUAUAUAUCCGAUAGAAAGGCCCGUGAAGCUGUGGAGAUGCGGGCUCAGAUGGAGCGGAAAUUCGCUCAGAAGGAGAAAGAAAAGAGAGAAGAAAACCUGCGACAGCUUGCUCAAAAGGCCAGAGAAGAGCGAGCAGGUAUUAGGCAGGUCGUUGAUGAGGACAGUGAAGAUGACGAAGUGCGUGAGCGUGACCAAAUUCGCCACGAGCGUCAGAAGGAGCGACAACGCGAGCGGAACAUUAUGCGUGCUGCUCCAGAGAAGAGGACACGGCUGGAGCGGGAGCGGGAACGCGACAUCAGCGAGCAAAUCGCCCUGGGAAUGGCCAAUCCACGCGCCAAUGCCACUGAAGUUCAGUUUGACCAGCGUCUCUUCAACCAGAGUAAAGGCAUUAGCAGUGGAUUCGGCGACGAUGAGGACUACGCCGUGUACGACAAAGCCUGGCGCACUAACCAAACAGCGCAGAGCCUCUACCGACCUUCUAAAACAGUGGACAACGAUACUUAUGGUGACGAACUGGAGCAGCUGUCUAAGAACCGAUUUGUACCUGACAAAGAGUUCUCCGGCGUUGAUCGAUCCACCAAACGAGACGGUCCGGUGCAGUUUGAGAAGCAAGAAGAGGAGGAUCCAUUCGGUUUAGAUCAGUUCUUGACAGAGGUGAAAAAGGCGAGCAAACGAACCGAGUCUUCGACUAACUACGAAAAUCGAAGCUCAUACAAGAAAAAGAGAGACUAG